This is a messenger RNA of Drosophila arizonae, 2569 nucleotides long. It is a transcript of the gene Dbx, whose product is annotated as homeobox protein Dbx. The record is from RefSeq and is a predicted model, not a curated record. NCBI's taxonomy places the organism in Eukaryota, Metazoa, Arthropoda, Insecta, Diptera, Drosophilidae. Gene Ontology annotation, biological process: regulation of transcription by RNA polymerase II. Gene Ontology annotation, molecular function: DNA binding; DNA-binding transcription factor activity, RNA polymerase II-specific.
GGUUACGCGGCGCGCACACAGCAGUGGCCAUACAUAUAGAGACACUAGUCUAUUGCAAGUAGUUGAGACGGCACGUGAUGUCGACGGCGUUUCUCGUCGACAGCCUACUGCAUGCACAGCGCGCCCAGAGCUACAGUGAGAGCCAGCUAAAGUCGAGCCUCAGCGAGAUGCUGCUGAGCCGCGGCCCGAACGAGCCGGCGCCGGAGGAGCGCAACUCCGCCGAGCUGCUGUGCAAGACGUGCAACUGUGGCAAGCGCGGCUACAAAUGUGAUAAGUGCCGUGAGAAUCGUGCAGAGAGUGUGGACAGCAUCGAGGAAAUGGACAUGGAUGAGGAUGAAGACGACGAGGAUGAGGACGAAAUUGUUGCGGACAUCGAUAGCGUCGAGGCGCCCCAUCUGGACGAAGAGGAGCUGGACGACGAGCUGGAGCGAGAGGCAAUCAAAUUGCCCAAAGUGGAGCCCAAGGAGACCUCCAACAGCACCAGCAGCGGCGCCACCACCAUCCUCAAGGAUAACAACAGCAAGCCCAUACUGAAGUUCAGCGUAUCUGCCAUCCUGGGCGACACACGCGAAGGAGUGCGCGUGAGGAACGAGUUCAUGCAACCACAGCAUAUAUGGCCUUAUCUACAACAGAACUUUAUGCAACAUCACACACAUCAGUAUCAGCAGCACCAUCAUCACGCACAACAACACCAGCAGCAGCAGCACCAACAGCAACACCAGCAGCAACAGCAACAGUCGCUGGCGCCACAUCACCAUCAGCAACACCAUCAGGCAUUGGUGGGGCAGGCGCCAUUGGGCCUGUCGCACCCACUGCAUCAUCAUGCCCAUGCACACUUUCCGCAUCCCGCAUUUCUAACGCAUCAGCAUCAACAGCAUCAGCAUCAGCAUCAGCAGCAGCAGCAGCAGCACAACCACGGCAAUAGUUGUCAACCGCAAACCACAGCAACGACGGCAGCAUCCUCGUCGUCACCUGGCAGCACAAUUAGUGAUAGCGACAACAAUCACAGUAGCAGCAACAGCAAUUCCAACAACAACAACAACAGCAGCAACAACAACAACAGCAGCAGCAGCAACAAUGCUGCCCUCGAUGGUCGACCGCAUGAAAUCGACGAGGACAACAACAAUCGAAGAUUAACGCAAGAAAAGCUACAACAGCAACAACAGUUGACUGGACAGGCGGCAGGAGGCGGCGGCGGCGUCGGGGCAGGGGCCGGAGCACAUCCGACACCCCCGCCACCAGCCAUGCAUCCGGUGAUUGCGAAGCCCAUGCCCAGUCGGCCAACUCCCUUUCUGCCCCACACCCUGAACCAUCCGCAUUUGCAUUCGCUGCUGGCGCACUGUCGCAAUCCCUACAUGAGUGUUGGUGCCCAAGUGUUUCCCCUGCCGCCGGGCCAGGGCUUCCCCUGGGCGCAUUCGACACGUGGCAAGCCUCGCCGUGGCAUGAUGCGGCGUGCCGUCUUCUCAGACUCGCAGCGCAAGGGCCUGGAGAAACGCUUUCAACAGCAGAAAUAUAUCAGCAAGCCAGAUCGCAAGAAACUGGCCGAGAGACUGGGCCUAAAGGACUCUCAGGUAAAAAUUUGGUUUCAAAAUCGUCGCAUGAAGUGGCGCAACUCCAAGGAGCGCGAGCUGCUGGCCAAUGGCGGCUCACGCGACCAGACGCUGCCCAACAAGAACAAUCCCAAUCCGGAUCUGUCAGACGCCAAAUGCGAUCGCCCACUGACGCCGCUGUCGCCGACGCUGCUCUCGCCCAGCGGCAGUGCCACGCCACCGCCCCUGGCGGCGUCAACAGCUGCUGCCAAGGAUGAGCCAGGCGCAGGGCUUGGAGGUGGAGCGAGUGCGUCGACUGCUGUCACACCCAAAUCACCGCAAUCUGCCACCAGCAGCUCGCCUGUGGAGGGUGCACCGACGCCGACGUCCAUCAGCAACCACCCAACCGGUCCGAGCGGCUAUGGCAUGCAAAUCAGCUCACCGCCGCCGCUGCUCACCAGCAUCAAGAUGGGCGAUCAAUCGGGCACGCCCACACCAACGCCCACCGUGUCGUCGGCAGCCUCUUCGCCGCCGGGCAUUGGCAGCGCCGCUGAGUUUCAGGCGAAGAUCAAUGCGGAGAUGCAGAAGCAGCUGGUGGCCGCUGAUCUGAAAUUCAAGCUGGAGAGCAGCAUCCAGGAGGCCAAACAGCGCCGCUUCGAGCAACUGCAGCAGCUCCAUCACUCGCCUCACUUUACGGCCAUGCGCGAAGUGGAGCUGGCAGCCGCAGCAGCAGCUGCGCAACUGCAUCAUCAUCACCAGCAGCAGCAACAACAGCAGCAACAACAACAGCAGCAACAGCAGCAGCAGGCGACGCCCAGCGGCACGCCCACUUCGGCUGCCCACUUUCAGAGUACAGAGUUCAUGAAGCUCUACUAUGAGGACUACGAGGACUCCAACUCGGACAGCGAUGAGGAAAUAAGCGUAACGUGAUUGCCAGGACAUGCGGCCAGGGGAAACUAUUUUGUAAAUAUAUGUUUAGCAUUUUUAAUUGUACAUUUUGCAUAAUUAUCAUUAUACCUACUUAUAAAGCUAAUGAAUUA